Messenger RNA from Mesitornis unicolor (brown roatelo), 1307 nucleotides. RefSeq names its product cytochrome b5 reductase 4. Lineage: Eukaryota; Metazoa; Chordata; Aves; Mesitornithiformes; Mesitornithidae. Gene Ontology annotation, molecular function: FAD binding; oxidoreductase activity. The record is from RefSeq and is a predicted model, not a curated record. Gene Ontology annotation, cellular component: mitochondrion. The transcript is spliced from 11 exons. Bases 1 to 1113 code for a protein of 370 amino acids.
AUGCUGCCUGAGAAGAAAGUACUGGGUGCUUCUGCUAAAGAUUUAACUCCAAGUUAUGACUGGUUCCAAACCGAUAGUUUGAUCACCAUUGUCAUAUAUACGAAGCAGAAGGAUAUGAGUGCAGAGUUGGUGAUAGUUGACUGUCAAGACAAGCAAUUAAGGGGAGAAAUCAUCAUGGGUGACCGCUCAUAUCUUGUAGAAGUUGACCUGGAGCAUGCAGUUCAAGAAGACUUGGCUGUGCAUAUUGCUGAAAAAGUUGGAAAAGUAGAGAUUACCUUGAAGAAGAAGGAUAACAUUCAUUGGAAAAUGCUGGGACAGCCCUUGGAGAGUCAUAAUACAUUUAUCAAACGCACAGACAAAGGACCAUUCUACAGAAAGUGCAAGUUGGUUUCGAAGACAGAAGUUACCCACAACACCAAGCUCUUCUGCUUCCUGUUGCCUAAGAGCACACAUCUCCGUGUUCCCACCGGACAACACGUUUACCUCAAACAAGCCAUUGCAGGGACAGAGGUAGUAAAACCAUACACACCUGUAUUGCCUUCUUUGCCUCUGGAUUUCAAAGAACCAUCUUGCUGUGAUGGUGCACAUAUAUAUUUAAUGAUUAAAAUUUACCCCUGUGGACUGUUCACACAGGCACUUGACCACCUACAAAUUGGAGACUAUGUUUCUGUCAGCAAUCCUGAAGGUAACUUUAAGAAGUCACAGGUUCAAGCCUCAGAAGACCUCUUUUUAUUGGCAGCAGGCACAGGCUUCACACCAAUGGUUAAACUGCUGAAUUUUGCUCUGACUGAAGUUAGUUGUCUCCGGACAGUGAAGCUGAUCUUCUUCAACAAAACUGAAGAAGACAUUCUAUGGAGAAACCAACUAGAGCAAUUAGCUCUUAAAAAUGAAAGGUUUGAGGUUCAGUUCAUUCUCUCACAACCAACAAAGGACUGGGUGGGUAAACAGGGGAAGAUUUCUUCACUUCUUCUCUCUGAGUUUGUGAAAAGAAGCAGAGAAGACUCCAAAGCACUUAUCUGCAUCUGUGGUCCAACACCUUUUACAGAACAAGGAGUACAAUACCUGAAGGAUCUUGGAAACUCCCAAGAAGAGAUACACGCUUUUACUGCGUAAACCUGUAUGAGGAUGUCAAUGUUUGUACAAGUCAGUCUUAUUUAUUUACCUUAGUGAAUUUUAAAUAUGUGAGAAGCCAUUUUAUAAGACUUGAAAUUUCACUCUUGGUACCAAACUGUUUCUCGGAAGAAAUCUAUCUUUGGAAAAAUUUUAUACUGUGUUUUAUCUUGUUUUUGUAAAUAUUUUUGCUAAUA